AUGGACGAACGAACUCGGACUACUAGCUGGGGCGCUCAGUACUAUGCCGAGCAAGAGCAUCAGAAGAGCACUCGCAACUGGAGAUCGACCCUUCAUCCUUCGGUAUUACUAGCCGUGUGUGGAGUCACUGGACGAUGCGUGAUCGCUCCGUUGGUGGUAGCCAUUGUCUGUAUCACUACCGGGUACUUCACCAGCGCCACAUUUUUCAUUGAUGCCAAACACAGUUACUUUGCCUAUAGCCAACUGGACCCAAUCAUGCGUGGAGGCUGCCACACUUGUCUCUCUUCCUGCCGUAAAGUAUUAAUCCAGCUUGGCGCUUUCGGUAGUGACGCAAUUAUCAGUAUGCCGGUUUACGAGAACUCUCAAGUAGUGGCCAACCUUGAUGCGGCAGCAGGAGACUACAGCAAACUAACCUCUGAAGAGAUAACACUCGCAGAUAAACUGGAUCAUGAUGGGGCGGUAUGGAUACUAAGCGUGGUUAACACACUGAAUUUGGCAUUGGCUCCACAGAUGAAGCGUGCGCUAGAAGUGGCUGUGGAGCAAAAAGAAAAGUGUGAAUCGCGUUGGAAUCUCGGUGUUGUUUUGCGUCUUCACAGGUUUCAGACGAGCAAAAACAGUGCAGAUUAUUCAUCUAUCUCUGUUGCUGACUUCAACACGUAUCCGGAUUAUGCAGACUGUCGUCCUGAUAUCCCAAACCAGGGGAUUGUAGGCCUUAAAUUAGCCUAUGCAACUAACGGAGAAGACUUAUUAGCGGUUGUCCCUGAUCGACUUGAGUUUCCUUACGAGAUUGAGAGUAGUAGUCUACCUACCCCUCUACUGCGUUCGUUCUUCUCUGGUUGUCGAGUUCGUGUAGUGAAUACUACUGGGGUCUACGUCGAGGAUGGAUGUACGCUAAUCGAUCACUGGCGUUCGUAUGGACUGACGUUACAAUCUCCCGAUGAUUUGCCAGUGUGUUCAACUGGUGACGUUUGCGUUCACAACAUGUACAACACAGUGUGGGACGUGUUCCGCAGUCGAUAUGCUGACACCGUAGCCUUGAGUAUGUUACCAGGUGCUAUCGUCGCUCAGAUCCUGCUCAUGGGCAUCGUUAGUCUCUACCAGGUAAUGUCCUCCAAGCGCUCUGUGUUGCUAUCUCAGAUUUGGGCGUAUCGCUGCCAGAACGGGCGUAUGCAAGCUGCCUAUCUCGCUCAAGUCAUGUAUCACUUCGCGUUCAACUCGGACAUGUACUACCUCGGACUAUCAACCGGAACGCUGUCUAGUGCCUCCAUUAUGAACCUCGCGCUAAGUUUUUUCGCCUUCUCUUACUCGUUCAUUAAUGUCAUCAAGGCUCGAGCUGGAGAGCAGGCGCUCGACCGAGACUUUCGAUUACUGUGGGAAGUGGUAAUUCUCACGGCAACUGGCUGCGUGGCUGGUGUAUUAUCGUUCUUCAGAUACACCUCGCUAUCAUUUAUUGGCGACCCAAAUGGUGACUUAUUGCGACUAACGUCAGCACGAGGAGCGAAAUAUUGCGGUUUGAAGGAUUCGUGCUACGUCUUUAUCGUGAACUUGGGGUUUGUCAUCACUGCUGCUGCUCUAGCUCUGGGCUUACUGACGAAUUGUAUCACUUUAGUGACUAAGCUGUGCCAAAAGCGUCGAGGAGCAAGUAAAUACCGUGAGAAUUGUCUCGGUGUACCGUUCACGAGGCUCUUCAAGGACUGCAAUGACUUUGCUUAUGUCACUUACAGGGAUAAACGGUGCUCGACAGUGGAGGCGAUACUACUCACAGGAUAUUUGUUCUACGGCGAGCACGUGUACCAAGCUACCGCCGUUGUAUUACGGUUUGUGGCUCGUUUGGUACCACGUAAAUUCCUCCGAACUUUUAAUCAGCUUCUACUCCGCUGGCAUUACGACCCAGAGCAAGGAACAUUAACUUAUGCGAUGUCGUGUACAUGGUAUUCGGCUAGCGCAGAGAACUACAAACUUUCAGAAGCAAUGCCGCUAGCAUGA
This is a messenger RNA of Phytophthora infestans T30-4, 1986 nucleotides long. RefSeq lists its product as uncharacterized. The coding region runs from base 1 to 1986 and encodes 661 amino acids. The transcript is spliced from 5 exons. NCBI's taxonomy places the organism in Eukaryota, Oomycota, Peronosporomycetes, Peronosporales, Peronosporaceae. The record is from RefSeq and is a predicted model, not a curated record.